CACGUCCUCAUCAUCUUGCACCACCCACCGCCAUCGAACAGCAUUCAACAGCCGUCCACGUCGCUCUAGUCUACGUUCUGCCUAUUGUAAGACGCGUUUUCUGGCCGAUUCUGCGCGCCUUCCAGCGGGGAUAUCGCUCGGAAGCUCGUCCGACACACACGAUCACCACUGGCUAUCAUGAAGAAACUAGGAAAGAACCUUGGGUUCUCUCGCAAAACAUCCGACAACAACAAGAAGGACAAGGAUAAGGGCAAGGAGGACAAGGACGCCAAGGCUGCGCAGCAGCAGCAGCCAGCGCCCUCUCAGGCCAGUCAGAACAGCUCGUCCAGCGCUAACAGCAAGGGCAGCAACAAUCGAGGGUUGGAGCCCGCGCAGGUACCGAACCCUCCCUCUGGUGCGAGCUCCUCCCAUCCCGCCGUGCGGCGGGCUGCAGCGCCCCAACCGCUCACACCAGAGCGGAGAGUAGGUGCUGGCCCUGUUGGUGCCGCCAUUCCGGACAAGACGUCUCCCGCACCGCCUCUCGUCAUUGUGACGGCGAACGUGGAGAUGCCACCGGACCCGCUCCCAUAUCAGAGCCCUUUCAGCUCUGGGAGUCCGAGGCAAACCGUUGGGUCCGAGGGCGGCAUGACCCCUCCAAGGAAUACCACCCUCAGUCGUCUUAGGAGUGUUACCCCCAAAGAUACGAUUCCUAUCGUAGGAAAGCCUCCGAGGAAACAACGAAGUAGUAGGUUCCACGUUACGGAGCAUGUGGAAAUUGAGAGGCUGCCUGGGUUUACCGAGGUGCCGCCUACCGACAGGACGCCGCUUUUUGUGCGCAAGUUGCAUCAAUGCAACGUGCUGUUUGACUUUACCGAUGCAAGCGCGGACCUACGUGGGAAGCAGAUCAAGGCACAGACCCUUCACGAGCUACUCGAAUAUAUCACCACCCAACGCGGCGUUAUUACGGAGGCCAUAUACCCUGAGGUUGUGAACAUGUAUGCUUCCAACCUGUUCCGCUCUAUACCCCCACAGGUCAACCCCACUGGUGAAGCGUUUGAUCCUGAAGAAGAUGAGCCAGUUCUGGAAUUGGCUUGGCCUCAUCUCCAAGUUGUCUACGAAUUCUUCCUUCGAUUCGUGGAGAGCCCCGAUUUCAACACCAAUAUCGCAAAGCGAUACAUUGACCAACAGUUCGUUCUCCAAUUGCUCGAACUUUUCGAUAGCGAAGAUCCGCGCGAGCGCGAUUUCCUGAAAACGACAUUGCACCGUAUCUAUGGCAAGUUCCUUAACCUUCGCGCAUUCAUCAGACGUUCCAUCAACAAUACCUUCUUCCAAUUCGUCUACGAAACUGAACGCCACAAUGGCAUCGCCGAACUUCUGGAAAUCCUUGGCUCCAUAAUCAACGGCUUCGCUCUCCCGCUGAAGGAGGAGCAUAAAGUGUUUCUUACUCGAGUUCUUCUACCUCUCCACAAAGUCAGGUCGUUAUCGCUCUACCACCCACAGCUGGCAUACUGCGUUGUACAAUUUUUGGAAAAGGAUAGUUCAUUGACCGAAGAGGUUCUCGCCGGUUUGUUGCGCUAUUGGCCAAAGGUCAACUCGCCGAAGGAAGUCAUGUACCUGAACGAAGUGGAGGAGAUUCUCGACGUGAUUGAGCCGAGCGAAUUUGUCAAGAUCCAGGUGCCACUCUUCCGGCAAUUGGCGAAGUGCGUCAAUAGUCAGCAUUUCCAGGUUGCCGAACGAGCGUUGUAUUACUGGAACAACGAGUACAUCAUCAACCUGAUGGGGGAUAAUAUCGGUGUUAUUCUCCCUAUUGUCUUUCCUGCACUGUAUCAGCAUUCUAAAUCCCAUUGGAACCGCACGAUCCACGGCAUGAUUUUUAAUGCACUAAAGCUCUUUAUGGACAUGAAUCCCGACGUGUUCAACGAGUGUGUCCAAAAUUAUAAGCGGGAUCGCCAGAUAGAAUAUCAGCACAUGCAGCAACGCUACGAGAAUUGGCAGCGUCUGCGCGAGAUGGCCAUCCACAAUGCAGACGGGAUCUUACCGAAAAAUUUCGAAAAGGACUUCCCAGAGCCGCCUCAACCGCCGCCUCUCGACGAUUCGGACAUCGAUGAUGUCACAUUGGAUUUGGCCGAGGGUCUCCAGCAGGUGGAUCUCGACGACUCUGCAUUGUCACAUAAUAUGCCUAUGUCUGAACCUUCUCAUUUCCAGACUUCUUUCCCAAAUUUACCCGCACCAGAGUUGGGGUCCCCGCCACAGGCAAGUCCGCACGUUCGCCGGAAGAGUGUUCUCCCUGUGGACCCCGGUGUGUUGCGUGACUUACAAAACCAUCGCUCUCUAGACAAUGGGGAGUUCGUUGCUCAGGAGAGCUAGAUGCCCGAUGGAAUAUGGACUGAUGCCGGGCCGAGUGUGCCCACCGCGAUAUGAUGGAUAUAGUAGCAUCUCAUCUUUCAUUCCCGUAUGCGUUGCGAACGAUCGGGAAGGAUGGGACACUGCGAUAACAUCCAGGAGGGUGUAGUUGUUAGUAUGCCGCAUUGUUUUCUGUUUGUUCCGUUCUUCUCUGUUUCACUAUUGGUCCGCUGUGUUCGGCUCACUGGCGUGGUGAGGAAUUUAGCACGUCAUCA
Molecule: messenger RNA, 2597 nt
Organism: Dacryopinax primogenitus
Lineage: Eukaryota; Fungi; Basidiomycota; Dacrymycetes; Dacrymycetales; Dacrymycetaceae
Product: protein phosphatase PP2A0 B subunit gamma isoform
Exons: 8
Coding region: 178-2346 (722 amino acids)
Biological process (GO): signal transduction
Cellular component (GO): protein phosphatase type 2A complex
Molecular function (GO): protein phosphatase regulator activity
Source: RefSeq, a predicted model, not a curated record